This is a messenger RNA of Drosophila sulfurigaster albostrigata, 2672 nucleotides long. RefSeq lists its product as uncharacterized. The transcript is spliced from 13 exons. The coding region runs from base 264 to 2612 and encodes 782 amino acids. The record is from RefSeq and is a predicted model, not a curated record. Lineage: Eukaryota; Metazoa; Arthropoda; Insecta; Diptera; Drosophilidae.
GCUUCCACUCGCCAAACAGAUCAAAUUAAAUUUCUCUGGUCAAAAGUAAAAAAAAUUCUUUUAAAGUGAAAUGUGUAUUACUGGUAUACCAAAUAUUUAUAAUGGAACUCUUUAAUUAAAGUGAACUUAAAAAGAUCUACUACAAUCGAUACACUACUAACCGUUUCGUUGUUGCUUGGCCACUUUCAAGGACUAACUUAAGUGUGAAUUAUCUUCGCCUCAAUCUUGGACUUCGUCUCAACGUCGUUGUCUAUUGCGACAAAAUGCCGGGAGUUGUGUUUCUAAUCGUUGUGCCCACUGCGAAUUUUGAACGAGAGUUGAUCUACGGCACAUCGAACAAUGCUGUAACUGAGACGACGACUACACAUGGCUCUCCUGGUCGUGGGCAUCAUGCGAAUGCUGGGAUGGGUGGCGGCAAUAAUAAUCUGAACAUCAAUCUUCCGGAAAAUAACAACGCAAUACUACGACUCGAAGUUGAGUUACGUGACAAGAAUGUACCCAAGUAUCGACGCGGUGUGGGCGGCGGCGUGCCCGGUCGUGGGCGUGGCAUCGGUCAGGGACGGAAUGCUGCAGCAGCAAUAGCUGACGCUCGAGCUGGAGCAGGUGAGGCAGCGGCAAGUGCGCUGAAUAAAGGAACUGGAGCGGCUGCCACGUUGGCUGUGCCACUGGACCGACGUAAUUUAGUGGUGCCGCUUGAAAAGGUGCUUGAGGAGUUACUUGUCAAGCUUGAAAUUGAGCACGUUACUUGGACAACAAGCAAAAAGGGAUAUUUUCAUCACGUCGUUUUCCCACUGCAAGCCGGUGAUGCUUGCGAGACGACACUGCACUGCCUCACGGAGCUGGGCAUUGGCACUAAAUUGAAUUCCAGUGUCAGCGUUCUGCCCUGCAGUGUUAGUUACGAUGCCAUCACCGAUGCGGCCAACAUGCGAGAUGAUUACAGUGAUGAUGCCGAGGAAGCGUCCAGGUGGAACAAUUUUGUGGAAUCAAUUAAAUCGAAAUUGACCGUUAAACAGGUUGUGGACGGUGUGCGGGCUGGCGGUUCCUUGUCCUUUGACUAUCUGCUGCUAAUUGUUACCGCCGACUCCCUGGCAGCUCUUGGUUUGGUCGAGAAUAAUGCACCGAAUAUUGUUGCGGCGAUGCUGGUUUCCCCGCUCAUGGGUCCUGUUAUGUCUAUUACAUUUGGCGCAAUUAUCUCGGACAGAGAGCUAAUGCGCGUCGGCUUUAUGUGCUUGGGUCUGGGAAUGUUGAUCUCCUGCAUAUUUGGUUUCUGCUUUGGUCUAAUUCUCGGAACUACAGAAAUGCCAUGGGGACAGAAUGCGGAUUGGCCAACGGAGGAGAUGCGUGGCAGAGGCAAUGUGCGUUCCCUGUGGAUGGGAGUACUAUGGGCCCUAACAUCUGGCACAGGCGUUGCCGUUGCCCUGCUUCAGGGUUCAGCUGGCCCUCUGAUUGGCGUUGCCAUAUCAGCGUCUCUCCUGCCGCCGGUCGUCAACUGUGGUUUAUUUUGGUCACAGGCCUGCAUAUGGCUCAUCUAUCCGGAUAAGAGAAUACCCCACUUGAAGAACGAAGCGAUGAACUCAACCACCGCCUAUCCAUUUAUUUACACUGAUUAUUUGCCAACGGAGUUCUUGAUCAAUGGCAUUGUCUCUGCCUGUCUGACAGUUGUGAAUGUUAUUUGCAUAUUCAUAACUGCAAUUAUUGUACUAAAAAUCAAAGAGGUAUCAGCGCCCUAUACCGCCAGUCCGGAUUUAAAGCGAUUUUGGGAAACGGAUCUACGAACUGUCCGCAAGACCAAUCGAUCCACAAUGCGCCAUCGUGGAGGGACUUUACGUGGACUUGGAGCUAGUGACAAGCUUAUGGGUGGAGUGAACUAUCACGGCCUGGAUGAGGCACGUAAUGCCAAAAUGGAUUCAGCUCUAGAAAGAGCCCUGGCGCAAGCGGAAAGUGAUACAACGUUUAAGAAGGUCAAACGAAUGAGUUAUUCAAGCAAUGCAGCUGGUGAGCUUACCGAACGCCUUGCAAAGAUAGCCGGGCUGAAUAAGCGUCAUGUCGAGGAUCCGUUGCACACGAAUUCGAGCAGCUUAGCGGGCAGUCGUAUGAACUCUAUACCCAACUCGCAGUUGAAUGUGGACCUAAAGGCUUUGGACAAGAUAGUGACCAGCCUGCUGGAGCAGCAAAGCGGUGGCAACAGUAAAGCCACCGCAAAUCUAGAAGCCGGCAGCCGAACACCGCCCGUGCAACGUAUACCGUCAAAGAAACUGAACCGCUGGCGUCCGCUUUCCCGCUCAGUGCACAGUUUUAAGCGAGGCGAUGCCAGAGACUAUUCGGGUGGCAACUCCACCCAGUUGCAGGAGUGCAGCGAUAUGCAGGCUGCAAUGGGAGCACAGCACUCGCACAGCAACAUGCCCACCAUUAUGGAAAGCAGCGCUGGCAGCCCGACCGCCAACAAUGCCCAGCAGCUGACGCACAAUCCGUGGACGGCUUCGCUCGAGCGUACUCCGGGUGCGGUCAGAAAUGUACUGCACAGCAUCAGCCAGGCCGCCAAUGUUCCUUUAGCCGGGUCAGGCCCUGUUCCGGAGGAUCAGCUCAAUCUUACACAGAACUAUGUGGGUUGAUUGACAAAAAAUUAUACUAGCAUCAUUUGUAUAUGCCUGUAAUUGCAGUCACUCUCGAAA